Molecule: messenger RNA, 5709 nt
Organism: Carassius gibelio (silver crucian carp)
Lineage: Eukaryota; Metazoa; Chordata; Actinopteri; Cypriniformes; Cyprinidae
Product: mitogen-activated protein kinase kinase kinase 3-like
Exons: 17
Coding region: 1395-3257 (620 amino acids)
Biological process (GO): protein phosphorylation
Molecular function (GO): ATP binding; protein kinase activity; protein binding
Source: RefSeq, a predicted model, not a curated record
UGAACUAAAGUGAGGAAAAGCGCGCCCCCGAGCGUACACAAACUCCGUGUGCUUGCUUCACAGUUGUCAUCUUGAUCAUGUCACGGAAAAUACAGACGCUAUGCGAUGCAUUGUUUCUCACCGACGACGAUGAAGAAACCUUGAGCGAGAUUUCAUCCGUGCAUGGGCAUUAACAAGACAAAUUUUGUUCUGAUUUUGAAGGAAGCGAGCUUUUGGGUUCCGGUGACGGAACUGCGUUUUGGCUGUCAGGAAACUCACUGCGCUGAAAAAUUAUUCUAGCAUCUGCUGCUUAUCAUCAACAACAUCACGCACGCCUGGACUAAUGUCGCCUCGAGAGCUCCUCUUCUUCUUAACAUCACCAAAUCCGCUCGUGCGGCCGUCUGCGAGCGCAUUUCUCGCACUUUCUACGAGUUUUAACUUUCGCUGAGUUUAGCCGUCAUCAACGGAAAGAGGAAUUUGUUGAAGUCAGGCGCACGCUCUUUUUGUGCAGAUCCUCGACAGUGCGAUUCUUGUGCAGUUAUUCUCGAACUACGUUGGUCGCUUUUACCUCGGUGAAGUGCAUACAUGAAGGCUGCUUUCACAGUCACAUGCCUUCAUUCAUAAUCAUUUGCCGCACAAUAAUGCGGAGACUGUCCAUGCAUCGAGCUGAGGGCUCGUUUUCGUGUUUCUCUGGCUUUAAAGAGUUGUUACGCACACGAUCCACUGACACAGACGGACUGUUACCGAUUCGCCUUUUAAUAGAAAAGUGAAAACUGUAGGUCUGUGUAGUGAGCUGGACGGACACAUCGACGGAGAGGGAAAAUAUGCAAACCUAGCAGGAAAAGAAGCCAUCAAAAUUACGGAAAUCCCUUCUUUUCCUCCGGUCGAAUGCAUUCCGUGUAAGCAGCUCGCUUAUGUCUGCACCAUUUGUGUGCUUUUUUAUACAUCUACACCUUGUUGGACGUGAAGUUUAUUCCGAUUUUUUUUAAACUCUCCAUGCAAUAGUUAUUAUGCUGUCCACACAAAGCUAUGCACAUAGUGACGAAACGUCAAUAUCUUCGUAGUCACUACUUUUAUCGGCAUAAACUGGGAAUAACGUUUUGUGUGUCUAAGAGGUCUCUUCCCUUGACUGGUCUGAGGAACAAGUUUGGUGGGUGAUAUGGGAGACCCUCAGGGGGCUCUAUAGCAAUGGCAGCGGCCUGGAUCUCUGUGGAGGGGAACAUUACAUUAACUCUUACGUUUGUCUUCACGAUAUACAUCGAGUUCCUGAAGACCGGGCAGAAAGUGACUCUGUGAAGAGCCCUCUUUCACCUGCAUUAAGUUCAGGCCAUUGAUGGGUGCCACUAGAGGACAGUGUGUGUGAGGACCUUCAAAUCUGAACUCUCAUCAAGAGCACACACAUUCAUACCGCCAAAAUGAAUGAGAGACAGGCUCUUCAUUCAAUUAUGAAGGAUCUGGUGGCCCUGCAGAUGACCAGGCGCCAGUCAGCGUCAACUCAUGACACGGCAAAACCUAAACCGGUCAGCACUGCCUGCUCUUCCAAAAGAAUGGAGGAUGUCAGGAUUAAGUUCGAGUUCUGUGGUGAAAGAAGGAUUCUGAUGUUUGGGCGGCCUGUGCAGUUUGAGGAAGUCCAGCAGAAAGUCAAAACAUUCUUCGGUCAGCAGUUAGACCUGCAUUACAUGAAUAAUGAGCUGUCCAUUCCCCUGCGUGAUCAGGAUGACUUGGAUAAAGCCAUCGAUCUGUUGGGCCGCAGCUCAAACACGAAGAGCAUCAAGAUCAUGCUGCUGACACAGGAACAAAGCAAUGCCUCUUCUCCUUCUCAUCACACAUUGUGUAAGCAGGUUCGGAUAAAACCUUCUCAGUCCACCGGUGAUGUCAGUACUGCGUACCAGUCCUCAGAAACAAGAGGACCCCACCACUCCACCAGCUCUCAGAACACUGGCCGAAGUUCUCCGCCCCCUGGUUACGUUCCUGAGUGCCAACAGCGAAUCGCACGUCAGGGAUCGUACACCAGUAUCAACAGCGAGGGCGAGUUCAUACCUGAAACCAGCGACCAGUGUGUGCUGGAUUCUUGGAGCAGUGCAGAAAACUCUGUGUCUGGCAGCUGCCAGUCAUUGGACAGCAACUCUGACAGUCCCUCGGUCAGGAAGCCUCGUACACACAGGGUUAAGAGUUACCCUGACAAUCGACAGGACUGUGCAGACCGGGAAAACCAUGUUUAUGAUAAGGUUGUAGGGAAGGGAGGGACGUUCCCUCGCAGGUAUCAUGUGUCGCUGCAUCAUAAAGACCACAGUGAAGGUCGACGGACCUUUCCACGGAUCCGUCGUCACCAGGGAAACUUGUUCACGUUGGUGCCAUCACGGCGCUCACUGAACGGCAGUGAGGAGAGUUUGGGGAGCCGGCAGCUGGUCGAUACUCCAGCCAGACUCCGCCCACAGGAGCGCCCGGUCCCUCAUAAGUCCCCUACAGCUCCAGUGACGUGGCGCAGGGGGAAGUUGCUGGGUCAGGGUGCUUUUGGAAGGGUAUAUCUGUGCUAUGAUGUGGACACAGGCAGGGAACUUGCAGCCAAACAGGUUAAUUUUGACCCUGCCAGUCCAGAGACCAGCAAGGAGGUGAGCGCUUUAGAGUGUGAGAUACAGCUGUUGAAGAACCUGCAUCACGAGCGAAUCGUUCAGUACUACGGUUGCCUUCGAGACCAUAUUGAGAAGACCCUCACCAUUUUCAUGGAGUAUAUGCCCGGGGGUUCAGUCAAAGACCAGCUGAAGGCUUAUGGGGCUUUGACAGAGAAUGUGACACGCAAGUAUACCAGACAAAUUCUGGAGGGCAUGUCCUACUUGCACAGCAACAUGAUCGUCCACAGAGACAUCAAAGGUGCCAACAUCCUGCGAGAUUCAGCCGGCAACGUGAAGCUGGGAGAUUUUGGUGCCAGUAAGCGGCUUCAGACCAUCUGCAUGUCCAGCUCUGGGGUCCGUUCUGUUACUGGAACGCCGUACUGGAUGAGCCCAGAGGUCAUCAGUGGAGAGGGGUAUGGCCGGAAGGCAGACGUUUGGAGUCUAGGCUGCACUGUGGUGGAGAUGUUGACAGAAAAGCCCCCGUGGGCCGAAUUCGAGGCCAUGGCAGCCAUAUUUAAGAUUGCCACUCAGCCCACCAACCCCCAGCUGCCCUCUCACAUCUCCGAACACACUCGGGACUUCCUCCGCUGCAUCUUCCUGGAGGCCAAGUACCGGCCGAGUGCAGAGGAGCUGCUCAGACAUCCCUUCUCCCAGAUCGUCUGCUGAGGUUUCCAUCUAGCUUCCUCCACCAGUUAAAACACUCAUUUUUCUUGUUAAAGAGUCAUAAGAUCAGCUUCAAAGGCAAUCUGCAUUUCCACAGCAUGUGAUCUGCCAGCACCCAAUCUGGGCUGUUGCCAGGAUUAAGUGGAAAAACUGGUUUAUUCUCUAAUGGUUUGAAAUGUGAUGAUAUCUCUGGGACAGCAGGGGGAGCUACAGAACUUUCGGGGUGCACAGGCUCUUUAUUACAGAAAUCCACAGACUGAUGGUGUCCCAGGAUUAGCAGGUGCAACAAACAUGACACUGUUUGAGUCACUGAGCUGCUUCGAACCGGACUGUUUCUUACUACAACUGCCAAAUGUGCCUUCUAAAGCCAACAGGGUCAAUCUCACCGACCCCUAAACAAGUUUUUCAGACAUGAAGAAAACUUGUUCCUGCCUCAUACACACAUCAGUCUCGAAUGUUUUGCAUUUGUGAUUAAUCGUAUAUAUAUAUAUAUAUAUAUAUAUAUAUAUAUCUAUAUGUAUAUGUAUGUAUAGAUUAAUCUAGAAUUGCACUUCCUCGAUUUAUAAUUUGUAAGAACUGUUUUAGUCUGUUACAGAAUGCAGCUCAUAUUUUGGCUGAGGUCAGAUGGCGAGGGUCAAGGCAUGAGGUUAUAGUGUUAUAGUGGUUGAAGUUUAAUGCGUAGUUUUGUACCGCAGUAGUGCCUUAUAGUGUCCUGUAGAGAGCAGCAGUGCAGUACUUAAGAUGCAGCUAGUCAGUGGUAUUCCUCUAGCGAUGAUGAGAUGUUACAUUGGGAAUCUGGUAAGGGGUGCGUUAUCGGUUAUUUUGUGUGUGGUGAGAUAAUGAGAGUACAUUAGCUUGUAUAUUAGUUUUCUCUCCUGCCCUGCCAAAGAAGAUGUCUUUAGAAAGUGUUUUGCCUUUAAUGUCUUCUGGCAGAAUAGUGGACCAGAUGCACUUUUGAAUAUGAAUGUUGAAUAUACCAAAUUGUUCAUUUGUUACACAGAAUGUGAAGCUUUUUACACUUUUAUUUAUGUCCCAAUGGUUUAUGUCAGCCAUUUUUAUAUACGAGUAUAUAUGUAUGUGUAUAAAUCUAUUUUUAUAUAGUAACUCUGAACCGAGUUAUGCUUUUAGGAACAGAAGAUGAGUUAGAAACAAGAAUUGUAACAGCAGCUGGUUUUGCCGAGACUACAACAUGAUUUUCCAUGUGUUUAUUACUGGCUGGAAAUUGAGUUCUGGCGGUUUAUGACGCGCAUGAUCUGUGCAAGUCACAAGUCUCCCGUACUUGUGUUUUUAUGUGUUUAUUGUGUGUUUGUCUGUUUCUGUCUGCUUUUUCACCUGUGGAUAUCAGGGAGAAUCUCAGUGCAGACAGGACUUUGACGCAGGCUGUCACAGGAAGUGACCAGUGCCUUGAAUCAUUCUCAGAAAUGCAUGGACACACAGAUAUUCACAUUCACUGCCACUUAGGGAAGGACUUCAUAUUUGCCAUGUGUAUUCGGAUUGACAGUGUUGGAAGGGAAAAAUAAGAUGUGGAAAAGAGAGAUUUUGUUAUUAAGUUAAGAAAAUGAAAAUGGUAUUAAAGUUAAUGUACACUACUAUUCACAGUUUGGGGUCGGAGAGAUUUUUGUGAUAGAAAGAAUAUGUUUAUUUAGCAGGAUGCAUUAAUUGAUCAAAAGUGACUAAAGAUUAUUUGUAAUGUUACAAAAGAGUUUAUAUGUUUUCAGCAUAAAAAUAUUUUUGAUCAUCCAAACAAAUAAGCAAAUGAUUUCAGUAGGAUCAUGUGACACUAAAACCAAGUCAAUUCAUGUUUGCCAUUAUAUAGUAAUAAAAAACAGUUUUUGCUAUAUUUUUGAUCAAAUGCAGCCUUUAAAAAAACAUUUCACUAACCUCACUCACCCCAAUCUUCUGAAUGUUUGGAUCAUUCUGGAUUAAUUGGAAUGCAGGAAGUGUUAUUACACUGAAAGUACGUGAGACUAGGCAUGUUUCUGAGAAACUCAGAAAAGCGUGUGAAAAGGCAAGAUGCUUUCUUUGUAAAUGUAUCAUAGGGUAUUGUUCAAGUGAAAAAGGUAGGUGGAUGCCAGGGGCGAAUUCCCACUCAGCUGGACGACUUUGUUUAGCUCAGGGUUUGAUUGACAGGUGUCCGUCAUACGGGCACACCAACACUGACCGCAGGACCACUUGUCCUUCUUUUAUAUUGUUUUGAAAGUGUUUUGGCCUCUUCACGAACAGUUGAAUGAUCUCAAAUAGCUGCUAGCUUUUAUUUUGGCAGCUAAGAAUCAGUAUUGUACCAAAGAUUGAGAAAUGUUAAGUCUAGUUGAGAACCCUGGGAUAAGCAAAAGAAUACGAGCCAAUAGGUUAGAUACACAAUAUAUGAUUAUGUGUAUGUAUCUUGACAUGAGACUUGCAGUGCAAAGUCCAGUGUAUCAAAUAUUUUCAAAUAAAAACAAUAUGCACAAAACCA